Messenger RNA from Carcharodon carcharias (great white shark), 8829 nucleotides. Its product is annotated as furin-like. The transcript has 15 exons. The coding region runs from base 90 to 2459 and encodes 789 amino acids. Gene Ontology annotation, biological process: peptide hormone processing. Gene Ontology annotation, molecular function: serine-type endopeptidase activity. The record is from RefSeq and is a predicted model, not a curated record. Gene Ontology annotation, cellular component: Golgi membrane; trans-Golgi network. Lineage: Eukaryota; Metazoa; Chordata; Chondrichthyes; Lamniformes; Lamnidae.
GGGGUGGGUGGAAGUGACCGAGAGGUGGCCGGCCGGAGCGUUGAGGAGCCGCUGACCCGCUGGCGGUCUGUCCGGAGCGGCCGUGGGGGAUGGAGCCGGGGCUGAAGGCCGCCCUCUCCCUGUGGACCCUGGUCGCGCUGUGCGCCGCGUCCCCGGCCCUGGCCAAAGUCUACAGCAACACCUGGGCAGUGCGGAUCCCCGGGGGUCAGCAGGAGGCCGACAGGGUGGCCAGAGAGCACGGCUUCACCAACCUGGGAAAGAUUUUCGAUGAUUAUUAUCAUUUUCGGCACCAUGGGUUGGCGAAACGAUCAUUGAAUGAACACACACAUCAUCAGAAUAAGCUGCGACAGGACCCUCAGGUCGAAUGGCUGGAACAGCAAGUAAUUAAGAAAAGGGCAAAGCGGGAUAUAUACGUAGAGCCAAAUGACCCCAAAUUCCCACUGCAGUGGUACCUGCAUAACAUGAAUCAUCAUGACCUGAAUGUACAAGAAGCCUGGAAGCAGGGUUAUACUGGGAAGGGUGUUGUUGUCUCUAUUCUGGAUGAUGGAAUUGAGAAGAAUCAUCCAGACCUAUCAGCUAAUUAUGAUCCAGGUGCCAGUUAUGAUGUGAACAAUAAUGACCCUGAUCCUCAGCCUCGUUACACACAGCUCAAUGAUAAUCGACAUGGAACACGAUGCGCUGGUGAGGUGGCAGCCGCUGCCAACAAUGGGAUUUGCGGUGUGGGGGUGGCAUAUAAUGCCAGAAUUGGAGGUGUGCGGAUGCUGGAUGGAGAAGUGACUGAUGCCGUGGAAGCUCAGUCCCUUGGCAUGUACCCUCAGCACAUUGACAUCUAUAGCGCCAGCUGGGGUCCAGAAGAUGAUGGAAAGACAGUGGAUGGACCUGCUAAAUUAGCACAGGCAGCAUUUUUUAAAGGCAUUUCUCAGGGACGCGGUCAUCUAGGCUCAAUAUUCGUAUGGGCUUCUGGGAAUGGUGGCCGGGAGCAUGACAGCUGUAACUGUGAUGGAUACACAAACAGUAUCUACACCCUUUCAAUCAGCAGCACGACUCAGAAUGGGAAUGUGCCUUGGUACAGCGAGGCAUGUUCUUCAACACUUGCUACUACGUACAGUAGCGGAGGUCAAUUUGAGAAACAGAUUGUUACAACUGAUCUCAGACAGAAGUGCACAGAGUCGCAUACUGGAACUUCUGCCUCUGCUCCUCUUGCUGCUGGAAUCAUUGCCCUCACACUGGAAGCGAAUAAAAAUCUGACCUGGCGAGACAUGCAGCACCUUGUAGUACGAACAUCCAAACCUUCCCAUCUUUCAACUAAUGAUUGGAUUACAAAUGGUGUUGGCCGGAAAGUCAGUCACUCCUAUGGGUAUGGGCUGCUGGAUGCUGGAGCUAUGGUUGCCUUAGCUAAGAAUUGGACAAGUGUUGGAGACCAACGGAAAUGUGUCAUUGUUAUCACCUCUGAGCCAAAGGAUAUCGGUAACCGAUUGGAGAUACGGAAAAGGGUUGAUGCAUGCCUGGCGAGUUCAAAUUUUAUCCACUCUUUGGAACAUGUGCAGGCAAGAAUCACACUAUCAUAUAACCGGCGUGGAGACUUGGCUAUAUACCUCACCAGUCCCAUGGGAACAAGGUCAACUCUGUUGGCACCAAGACAGCAUGACUACUCAUCUGAGGGAUUUACUGACUGGGCAUUCAUGACUACACAUUCCUGGGAUGAAAACCCCUCCGGAGAAUGGGUUCUGGAAUUGGAGAAUAUGUCUGGUGCAAAUAAUUAUGGCACCCUGAGACAGUUUACACUGGUUCUGUAUGGGACGGCACCGACUAACUACAGCCAGCAGAAAUUGACCAACAUCACGCGACCUGCCAAUUGCAAGACGCUGAACUCUCAGCAAGUGUGUGCAGAAUGUGAAGGUGUGUUUUUCCUGCAUCAGCAAAGCUGCGUGGAAAAAUGUCCACCUGGCUUUUAUAAAGGACUCAUCGAUGGUCCUUUGGAAAACAACAUUGAAUCUCCACAAGUGUUGGGCUGCCUUCCUUGUCAUGCUUCUUGCCGCACGUGCAAUGGGUUUACGGCCAAUCGCUGCCUUUCUUGCCUGCCUCAUUCACGCUACAAUGAAAUUGAGUUGAGCUGCUCGCCCCAGAUGCAAGUCAGCAGAGAAUCUCCCCUGGAGAAAGAGGAAGUUGUUGAACCGCUCACUGAAUCACAUGUACCUAUAUGGUUUGCGUUGACCAUCUGUGCCUUCAUUAUAAUGGUAUUUUUUAUAAUAUUUAUAGUUCUUCAGGUCAGGUCAGGAUUCCAGUUCAGCAAAGUGAAAGUCUACACUCUACAAAACGGGAAAGGGAUUAUAUCUUACAAAGGAAUUUCUGACACCUGGAAAGAUGGGGAUUUAUCCGAAUCGGAUUGUGAAGAAUGUGAUGUUGAGGGCCGAAGUGAGAGAACAGCUUUUAUAAAGAAGAUACAAAGUGUCCUCUAAUAUUCCUCUUGCAAAUGUUCCAUCCUGUUGCUAAUGAAGGGUUGUGUGUGUUUCAUUUUCAUGGACUUCUGAGAAAAGUGUCUUUAGGGGACAAGGAAUCCACACACCCAUUUUUAUCUGGAAGGUGGGUGUUUGAAAUGAUGUUAGACACAAUCCCUCAUAGCUGAACUAUUGACAAUACUGGAAAUUGGGCAUUUUUCACAGCUCUUAAGAGGUAGGUUGGCGACCCUAGUUCCCAGCAAAACCUGGUCAGGGCCAUAGAAUGGUAAAGUGGAAUGUUUUUUUUUUAAACAAUUCAAUAUUGUAUAAUGGGUAAUAAUGAAAAUUUUGAGACUCCCAAAAUUAACAAGAACAUUCUUGAAAUUUCAGUUUAGAAGACUUUCAGAAAGUUGUUUUAAUCACAACAUGAUUGAAGGGGACAGAAACUUAUGUUUGGUAACACAUCACAACCCAGUUUUUGAGAAGAAAUAUUGUUAGUUCCAAAGGGUACCAUUUUUGCACUUUAAUUUUUUUUUUUUUAAAAAUCCAUCCCUUAAAAACACUCAUUGAAUUGUAAUUGAAGUUUGAAUUUUUUAAAAAAAUUCUCUCCAUGUAAUCAUUGACUCAUUGGGUCACUCACUGUAGUGGGCUGAGGUAUCCAGACCAGUGAGGUCUCUGAUUCAAACGCUAGUCUGUAUGGUUAUGGCUCGGUGCACUUGGUUAGGGGGCUAGUGGGUGAGCUAGGGAGGAAUGCAAUCAACCAGGGUUCCUUCUAUGCCUGCUAAAAAUGUCCAUGUGAACAUCUGAGCCAAGUAUGGAUUUGGCAUGGUGACCUCCAUGGCUGACCAAACUGAUAACACUUCCCAUCAGGGCUUAGAUGUGAAAAUUGGCACUUGAGUGAGGUACCAACAAACUGACAGUCACCUGUGGACCUGUCAGCCAGCAACAGCUGCUUCAGGAGAGGAGGGAAAUAAAAAUAUAAUUAGUUUGUCUGCAAAAACAUCACUUUCCAGAGCAGAUUGCAGAUUGGAGUCUGGCAAUUUUGAGGCAAAUAAAAUAAUUAGAUAAUGAAAACAAACCACACUAGAAUUUUAUAUUUGUUUUAUGCACAAUCUGAACAAUUCAGUUGUAACCCAGGGAAGUGGUAAUGCACAUACAAAUAUACUUGCAACCUGGAGUUCAAAUUGAGGCUGGGGUCUCUCUCUGUAUGUAAGGACUUUAUGCAAAGUGACUGGCCCUAAAUAGCAUGAGGCCUGUGAGGGCAAAAGAAUAACCCCUCCUACUAAAUUGGAGAUCUCACCUUGAAAAACCAGAGGCCGGUAUAGGAAAUGGAAAAAUAUCAUUCUAGUGCAGUGGGAGGUGCUUUUGAGGUUAGUGCUGAAGUACAUUAUUUGGCCAAGGAAAAGAGACCUCAUGCGACCUAACUUAAGAAAAGAUUUAAUUUCCAAGCAGUAACGAACCACUUUGGGCACAAAAGAAGUCCCCUAAGUAGUAUAAAUAUUUAUGCACAUCACUUUACUUACUGAGGUGUUGGUGCAACUCACCUCAAUAGCACUUUGUACCAGAACUCCUGCUAUUUCAAUGUCAUUUUCAAAUAGUGUCUUCCAGUUAUUUUAAUUGAAGGAUUUUGCUAUAAGCAUACUACAUAUUAUUGGUCAGAGAAGUCUGAUCAGGAAAAGCUGUCACAGCUGUUCUAUAAAGGAGAACAAAUAGAGCAGGCUGAAGUUGGGCAUUAAAUGUGAUUUAAUCUAAAGUCACAUUUUCUUACUGCAGAUUGCAUCACCGCAUUCAGUUUGCUAUCCAGGAUUUGUGGAUACAAAUAUACUUUGUUGAACUGUUUCAGAAUAUGCACCAAGCUGAAGGACGGAGUGUUAUUUAGGUACCUUUUCAUUUUGAGAAAAAACGAAUGGGGAAUGGAUAACACAAAGGGUUACCUCUGGCACCCGAGUGCUAAUCCAACCCGGACUGAUGUGAUGGGAGUUUCUCCAAGUUGUAAAGCCCUUGUUUGAAAUGAGUCUGGUUAUUCUCAAAUUAACCCUUAAGUGAGCAGACGCACGAAGUGCCCUUAAUUUGGUGUUAAAUUGGCAAUCUAAUUCAAAGGUCACAGGGUGGCUGAUGGGGGAAAAUGUCACACUGAUAUAGUAUAGGCACUGAUAUAGUAUAGGCACUGCUAUUCUGGAGCUGAGGCCAAUUGAAGGGAUAGUGUAGAGGGAGCAUUGAAGGGAUAGUGUAGAGGGAGCUGUGUCUGCCCCGAGAGUGUUUAACGUUGGCAAAGACUAUCUAAAAUGGAGAAAGUAUUCCACUUCCAAGCAUCAACCACUACAAACAUGAACUUCACAAGAACAUACCUGCUGAUGCAUAAAUCUGGACACAAGUAGAGAAACUGAACAAUCUUAGGGUCCAUUUUGAACAGUUUAAUAGAGUCUACCCUCUGAUCAGUGUUGCUACCUCCUUAGUUAAACCUUAGACACAAAUUUUAGUUUUCCCCUUUUACCAUUGGUGCCUCCUUACCUGAGAUGGUUUGCUGUGCUGAAAUUUGUGGAUAUUAGCUGUGAAAAAUGUUUAUCUUCUCUGCUGUAUGUCUGUAUAAAAAAUACAAUGAGCACAAAACAUUGGGGUGGGUGGGAAGUCUUUUUCUUCAAGUGGGGGUAUUAAACUGAAAUGGGGCUUUGGGACAUAAAAACCCUCAGACCAUUGAAACCCUCUCAGGGUGAUUCACUGAUGACAUCAAGGCUUCCUUCAAUGAAGCAAGAGAACUGCCUCAGAAGAAUAGUCUUUUUAAAAUUGUUAUUCCUGAUUUUAUAAUACAUCAACAAUUAUGGAUAAAGACAUUGAGCAUUUAAAAGAAAAACUUCAGGGCUGGUCAGGGAAUAAUCUUACUCUCAGAACUUGGUUGUAUCUGCUAUAGAUGUUUUUCCUAGCCUAUGCCUAGUUAAAUGAUCCAUUUGCUCUAUAUUUGUAAGUGGAUGACUAACCCUUUUUCCCCCAAUCAGUUUGUCACCAGGAUUAUGUAGCAUACCAGCAUACUUAUACACUACAGAAAAAAAUCAAAGUUAAACUAACAUUUCAAGGCUGUUCCAUACUCUUAAUUCAUCACCUCAGAUUGCUCCCACUGUUACCUUAGCCAGUGACUAACUUGUUCCCUUCAGUAAUUCAUCCUAUUGUUGCAACAAUGCUUUCCCUAGAACACCAAGUCUAGAGGGACAAAAUCUCUAAUGCUCAGGCAGGUGGGUUUUUUCCCCUCACGGUUCAGGUGGGCCUAUCAAAAUUUCACACACCUAAACCCUGUUGGGAAAAUUAUGCAUUUACACAACUUCAUAUUACCCAAGUUGAGUUAUAUCUGUAAAUGCUGAGUUACUGGUUUCACCUGAAUUAGGAGACUGAUUUCAAAUUUGUCAAGUAUAGAGAUUUUGAGGAGGUUUUAGGGUGGAAUAAAUUGUUGCCUUCAGCUAAAAUUGAAAGAAUAUUUUUCCAGUGGCCAAGUAGAAUUUAGGUGAACUUUAAACACCAAAAUGCUCCUUUUAACCGGGAUAUAGGAGUGUACUUCGGUUGGGGAGAAUUUAAUGUUAGGGCGAUUUUAUUUUGUUCUGCAGGAUAACUUGCUAUUUGGGAGUGAUGUCUUCAGUGAAGCAUUAUGCUUGUAUCGUAGCUUUGCACAUGGUUCUAACAAGCCACACGAAAUGGAGAGAUUCUUUUGGAUCUUGUCUGAAACCUGCCAUUACCCAUGAGCUGUUUUCAGGAGAAGCCCUGUCCUUGAUAGUUAUCCACAGUUGAUCUAAGCCAGAGCAGCAGUUGGGGUGCUAUAUUUGGCCUCAGUGUCCUUACAUCAGGGAUACUGAAAAGUCUCUGUCGGUCCUGCUCCUGAUUGUUAUCCAGUAGCCCCCACUGGGAAGUGCAUGUGUGGGAAUGUCCAUUAAGGAUGGGACUGAACUUUGCUCUGAUGCUUUCUACAGUUAGAGACUGCUGACUUUCAUUGGACUUUUAUAUGGAAAAGGUCCACCUCAGUUAGGUAUAGCAGGAAAACCAACCCCAAUAAGAAUUGACACAUUCAGGAAUUGAGGGCAGAAAGAUUACCAUGGGAACAAAAAAUCAUUUAUUUUGAUGCUUUGUGCAAACCAUGUUGAACAAAUGGGGUUUUAAAUAUUUAAGGUUUUCAGAUGAAAUGAAUAGAAUUUGCCUUAUUAAGUCAGUCAGGCUAACUAUAAAAGUUAGUCCAAUCUGUAAACCCCUGAGGGUGUCCUGUAUGGUUUAGCAGCCUUGCUAACAUAAUUCCUGAUUGUGUUAUCUAUUGACUUUGCACUAUAUGCACAAUAUUCUCUCCCCUUCUAUUAUUGUGAAUCUCGAGCACUAAAUCAGUGUUGCAGAAGCAUUGCUGAAAUCCCAGGUGUUUAAGCAGUGCUGGUUCGUUCUGGCUUUUUUGAACUUGAGUAAAGUGAUGGCACCAUGUGACUUUUAUUUUAAUAAAGCAAUAUGAUUAUGGGCCUUGGUGUUGGGGGGGAGAUCUAUGAUUGUUAAUCAAUGAAUUUAUGAAAAAUAAUUGUAAAUAAUUGUAAUAUAUAUAUUAUAAACCAUGAUUUCAUAAUAUGCAACCUCUUAAUGUGUAAAGGAAUUCAGCAGUACGUAUGCUUCCAUCAGGGAAAUCCUGAGUUGAAUUGAUUGUCCCGGUGCUUUGGAUGAUGAGAGGAAAUGACUUUGUCUGUUCUGCUGCUUUGUUUUUGCAGUGCAUUGUGGGAUACUUGAUGGGGGUGGGAUGGAGGACAAGGGCCACAGAACUAAAGAUUGUGCCGUAGCAGUCUUCUCUUGUAUCGGUGAUCUAUGAAUCCUUUCCAGAUCUCUACACCCAAGUUCCAUCCCUAUCUGUAUUGCACCCAAUCACUCGGUUUGGUGCUGCGUUUCUCUUUCCUGCAAGGCACAACUGUUUUCCAUACUGUGCUUCAGAUGGGAAAGGAGGGGAUAAUCUUGCCUGUUGCAAGUGACCAAUUUAGACUAUGAACUGUUCCGUCCAUUCCCAAUACAUCUUUUCACAAUGUUAAACCGCUCCAAGUUCCCAUGUUGUCAAUGCACUUUAAACUGCCUUAUUUUUUGAUGAACCCCCAGAUGGUUUGCCCUGCAAAUCACUAUUUUGUGAUAUUUGUUCCAGCUUUUUGUGCUCCUACACCCACCAUGUUGAAACACCAAACCAAAAUCAUUUUUCGAAGGGCUUGGGAAACAGCUGGCGAAAUAACUUAAUACUGUUCUGGGUGUUUCUUUUUGAAGAAAUUAUUGACGCACUAGCAUACAAAAAAAUGUUGAGGAUGGAGGGAUUAAUCUGGUCAUUUUGACUGUUUUGCACAACUCUUAAUGGUGACACUUUAUUGUGCAAAACUAUAAAUGAUUAGUCAUAGUUAUGCCAGAGUCUUUCUAAUUGAUUUGGCAAUGUGCUUGUCGCCAUUAGUUUUAUGCAUUUCUGGUGAUUAAUCAGUCACAGAUAACCUUUGUCCUAACUAAGUAAAAAACCAAGUGGCAGAAACGUUUGCACAUUUUGUUGGAGAUUAAGUGUAGUUUUAGUUCAUAAUAAAUGAAAACACUUCAGUGGAUUACUAUGUUCUCCUCUUCCCCUUCCCUCUCGCAAUUUGUAGCUGUGUUGCACUAAAAUAUUUUAUCAUUCCAAAUCUUGUCUUAUGCAUUAACCAUUCACAAAGUUGUCUUUAAUUGAAAGUACUAUUUAAGAGACUCUCCCAGGGGCUUGGCAAGUGAAGGCAUUCUGCAGAGUAGCAGUGAACCAUACAGACGAGAAGGUCUUUUGUUUGAUUCUCAAUCUGUGCUGAGUCAUUAAUUUCAGGCAAGGUGAAACUGCGGUUGACCUCUGAAUCUGAAGAAGAUGGUGAAAUUAGAAGAGGAGCACAUCAAGCCAUAUUCUGGUACUUGCCAUGGUAAAACAGCCCAUCAACUCACUUUGCCUAAGCUUGCAUCUGAAGGCACUUGCCAGAAGACUGGAAGCCAGCUACCACCUAUUGAACCAUACCCUAAUGUGAGCCAAGCCUUUGGGAGAGAUGGGGAGAAAAUUAGGGAGGAGGUGGGGGAUAUAAGAGAAAUGUGCAGCACCCAAAACCAUUCACAAAAUUAAAUUGAAAGGGCUACAUAAACUCAGUUGCAGUUCUUAUUCCACAGUGCAAUGCAUUAAAACAUGAGAGAUGCUGGCUGCUUGCUGUGAUGUGAAGUCCAAUUGCUAUAAUGCUGAUAUUGUGGAUGAUUUACUAAGUGAACAGACAUAUUUUUGUACAAUAUUAUAUAGUGCACAGUAAUUUUCUUGUAAUAUAAAAUUGCUUAAAACAAAUUACUCUUAUUUAAUGGAUGUGGAAAUAUUGUCAUAGAUCUACUUAAAGAAAUUAAAGACUGUUUCAAAGCAAAA